AUGGAUUUCAUACACGAAACUAAAAAAUCUAUUUUUAAAGACUAUUCUACAAAAAAAACCUUAAAACGAAAAUGUGUUGAAGCAAAGAAACAAAGAAAAAAUAAGUACAAAGAACUUUACGAAAAAUAUAAAAAACUUUAUUUAAAAGAGAAGAAACAAAAUGAAGAAUAUGUUUCUCUUUUGAAUGAUGUUCGUGACUAUUUCGGAAAAUCUUGGUAUACUUUUCUUAACGAUUGUGAAGAA
Molecule: messenger RNA, 243 nt
Organism: Racocetra persica
Lineage: Eukaryota; Fungi; Glomeromycota; Glomeromycetes; Diversisporales; Gigasporaceae
Source: the annotation of a GenBank genome assembly